This is a messenger RNA of Monopterus albus (swamp eel), 3693 nucleotides long. RefSeq names its product Rho guanine nucleotide exchange factor (GEF) 2a (gene arhgef2a). Gene Ontology annotation, cellular component: ruffle membrane; cytoskeleton. Gene Ontology annotation, molecular function: microtubule binding; guanyl-nucleotide exchange factor activity. The transcript has 21 exons. NCBI's taxonomy places the organism in Eukaryota, Metazoa, Chordata, Actinopteri, Synbranchiformes, Synbranchidae. The coding region runs from base 24 to 2699 and encodes 891 amino acids. Gene Ontology annotation, biological process: cell morphogenesis; positive regulation of neuron differentiation; regulation of Rho protein signal transduction. The record is from RefSeq and is a predicted model, not a curated record.
ACGCAGAUUUCGACCUCACGAAAAUGUCUGCUCUUGUCUUCAUCCACCUUCCUCAGUUCACUUCUACCUAUUCUUCUGAGGUUUGCUGGUGGUUGGCAAACAACGAAUUGGUGCAUUACUACCACCCACUGAAUAAAGAGAGAGAGCGCAUGAGAGAACGAGAGAAGGCAGCAAGGGAGAGGGAGGCAAGUUACAGCAAUGGUCAUCUCUUCACCUCACUGACAGUGUCAGGAACCACACUCUGCACAGCAUGCAACAAGAGUAUUACUGCCAAGGAGGCACUCAGCUGCCCUACAUGUAAUGUCACUAUCCACAACCGCUGUAGAGACACUUUGCCAAACUGCACGAAAAUGAAACAGAGGCAGCAGAAGACGGCUCUAAUGAGGAAUAACUCGGCCUUGCAGAAUGUCACCCUGCGCACAAAAACUCCAGGAAUGCGUGAUCGUCCAACUUCAGCCAUCUACCCUUCUGACAGCUUCCGGCAGUCCCUGCUGGGACCCCGCCGUGGUCGCUCUGCUCUGUCUCUGUCCAAGAGUGUAUCCACCAAUAACAUUGUAGGGACUCUGAAUGAUGACUCUCCUCUGGGGCUGCGCAGGAUCUUGUCACAGUCCACAGACUCCCUCAGCUUCAGGGCCAGAGCUAUGUCAGUGGAGUCUCUCAAUGAUGAUGGUGACAUCUACUACACUUCGGUGCUAGAGGAGCUGGAGCUUGAUUGCCAGGACUUUAAAGCGGACUCAUGGAGUAUGGCCGUGGACAGCAGCUAUUUGCAGACACAUUGCAAAAAUAUCAUCAAGAGGCAGGAUGUCAUCUAUGAGCUGAUUCAGACAGAGCUGCACCACAUGCGAACGCUGUAUAUCAUGGAAAAGGUGUUCCGGCAGGGCAUGCUGGAGGAGCUUCAGCUGGAGACCAGCACUGUGCAUGCCAUGUUCCCCUGCCUGGACCAACUGAUCAGGAUACAUUCUCAUUUCUUAGCACAAUUGCUCCAGCGACGCAACAACAGCUUGCAGUCUGGAUCCAGCCGCAACUUUACCAUUCACCAGCUGGGGGACAUUCUACUAGAGCAGUUCUCAGGCCAGUGUGCAGAUGACAUGCAGAAGACCUAUGCAGAGUUCUGUAGUCGCCACUUGCAGGCUGUCAAAUUGUACAAGAGACUGCUGGCCAGAGACAAGAAGUUCCAGUGCUUUAUACGGCGGGUGAGUCGAGGACCCUUGCUACGUUGCCAUGGUGUCCAGGAGUGCACCUUGUUGGUGACUCAGCGAAUCUUCAAGUAUCCUGUCCUUAUUCAGCGCAUUCUGGACAACACUACUGAGGAUGAGGAGGAAGCUUCUUCUCUGGCCCAGGCUCUCAUGAUGGUCAGAGAACUCCUAUGUUCAAUAGACCAGCAGAUGGAGGAACUGGAGAAAUCACAGCGGCUGCGAGAGGUCCAGGCCAAGCUCGACCCGCGGGCUGAGGCCCGAGUAAGAGAUGGCGGACUUUUCAAGCCUGGAGAGUUGUUCCGCCGGAAACUGGUUCAUGAAGGGAUCCUUUUCUGGAAAACACCAGGUUCCCGGCUCAAAGAUAUCCAGGUUUUAUUGAUGACAGACAUCCUAGUGUUUCUGCAGGAGAAAGACCAGAGGUACAUCUUUCCAAAUAUGGACAAACCUCCAGUACUGUCACUGCAGAACCUGAUAGUGAGGGAUAUAGCCAAUCAGGAGAGAGGCAUGUUCCUCAUCAGCGACUCCUUCCCUCCUGAGAUGUAUGAGUUCCACGCUGCCUCCAAGGAAGACAAGAAUGUCUGGAUAGGUCACAUCCAGCGCACCGUUAGCAAGUGCCCAUCAAGAGAGGAGUUCCCCCUCAUAGAGACUGAACACAAGGCCCAUCUGAGGAGACUGAAAGCUGACCUCCAGCAGAAGGAUCGAGAAAUGUUGGAGCUUCUGCAAGAGAGGGUGACACUAUUCUGUGAGCUGGCAGAGGUAACAAGUGGUCAUGAAGGCCUACAGCCUCCCAUCACUCGUUGCUUGUUCAGGGCAGACACACCCCAAGCUCCCCGUGCAGAGAAAUUCCUAAUGGACGCCACAACUGAAGUGGACAGGCUGAGUGAGCUUCUUCUGGGCUCGAGUGUGGACAUCCCUCCUCCAUGCCAUCACAACCACACUGAAGUCUUAGAAACCAGUGAUCAGGAUCUUUUGGUCAAUGGAACCCAUGAUUUGUGUGCAGCAAAGGAGGUCUAUCAGAGCCUGGUGAAUGUCAGUGUUUAUCUCCAUGAACUCCAGGCUGCUGUCAUCAAACAAGACUCCAUCUUAGAGUUGCUGUUGCAGACACAAGAUGCCAUAGUGCCAGCUGCAGGAGGAGUGGCGCGCCCUCUCUGGCGAGAUGGUGGAAACCGGGAAGCCAGUGUGGGGUCAACAAUUGGGGAACUGGCUCUUUUGCAGAGACAACACAGCUUGCUGCAGGAGGAGCUGCUGAGGCUGCGGGAUGCUGAGAGUCGGUUCAAAGACAGUGAGAAGGCCCGGGCCAAGUUGGAGAAGCAGGUCCGAAAUAUGAAGCUUGCAUCUCUGCAGCCAGGAAGUGGAGCUGACAACCUGCAGCCCAGACAGGAGCCUGUCCACCGAGUAGAUGGCAGUGAUUUGGAAGUAGACAUGACAUCAGACGACGAUGAUGGGACAGCAUCUGAAAGCUCCAAAGGCCCGAUUUUAGCCAUAAAACUCACCACACUAUGAAUGUUACAUGCACCCUUUUGGGAUCACAGUGUUUGUUAGGCAAUGGUUCCUGUGCAGAGGCUACAACAGGUUUGGCAAAUGGGGGUUCUUUGUCCAGUGUCACACAGCACAUUAUGUGAAUACCUUCAAUAUCUCAACUUUGCUCUAAUGUCUGUGCUGAAGUUUUGAAACUCAACACAUUUCACAGUUCAGUUAAACCAGUUAAACAUCUCUUUUCAAUGCUUCACAAUCAGUAUGAGUAAUAUCUUCAGUUAUUUAAACUAGUGUUUUUCAUUUGUCAGUUCAGUGUACAAUGGUGAUUUUGGAAUGUUAGAUCUAUGGACUGAAACCUGGAAAAUGAAUGAAUAUCAGAGUAUGUUUACAACUUACACUGGCCACUACACCAUUUUAUCUGAGCAAACUGGGCAAAACAGUGUGAAUGUGGGUUUGUUUUCUCUUUUUCAGAUCUUCAGGAUAUUCCAGAGGAGAUCUGAUCCUCAACAUGUUGCACAGUGCUAAUGAGCUUAUAACUAUAACUGAUAUAAACUGAGUGAGUCCAACAGUGCACAUGUCUGUGUUUUCUGCAAGCUUUAAUAUUUAGUUAGCUGCUUUGCUUUUGGCUAGAUGAGUGGUUUUAUUUUUAAUUUAUGCUUUGGAUUGUUUGGAUUUCCAGGGUUGAAUUCCACCAUUUCACCAAAGGUGUGUGGAAAACUAAAGGUUAUUGCUAAUCCAUAUGCUCAUAUGUAACUCCACUGAAUUUGACAUAAUGAGCAUUAGGACUGAUGGUUAGGGCUCCUGCUGUUUUCAACACAUAUUUGUAAUCUUCAGCUGUGUUUAUGUCAUGCAAAAAAUGAAAAAUGCACUUUAUCAAAUUCAUGUAGAUCAGUAGGGCUCAUUAUUUCCCCCCCAAUCACAGGAUUUAUUAGAAUUUACACUCAGAAGCCACUUUAUUAGGUACACCUUUACCAUUGUAUGCAGUUCAAUGCAACACUUCCACCUUAACGUCUGUUUAUGA